Messenger RNA from Rhinolophus ferrumequinum (greater horseshoe bat), 2634 nucleotides. Its product is annotated as sialic acid-binding Ig-like lectin 5. Gene Ontology annotation, molecular function: sialic acid binding. Bases 669 to 2345 code for a protein of 558 amino acids. Gene Ontology annotation, cellular component: plasma membrane. The record is from RefSeq and is a predicted model, not a curated record. NCBI's taxonomy places the organism in Eukaryota, Metazoa, Chordata, Mammalia, Chiroptera, Rhinolophidae. Gene Ontology annotation, biological process: cell adhesion. The transcript is spliced from 10 exons.
GAGGAAGGCCAGAGGGGAGCAGGAGUGGAGAGAGGGGCUGGAGGUUGUAUCAAUCGCCAGCGUCCGAUGAGUUAGUUAAUCAGGACUGUGUACGGAAGCCUCUAUAAAACCCACAACGACAGGGUUCAGAGAGCGUCCAGUUGCUGGGGGAGUGGUGACCUCACAGAGGCAACGGAAGCUCCAUGCCCCUUACUUCCUACCUGGCCCUGUGUAUCUCUUCUGUCUGGCUGUUCCCGAAUUACAUGCUUUUAAGUGAAACCAGUGACCUGAGCAUGCAGUGGUUUCAGCUGGAGGUGGUUCCUCCUGAGUCCCCAGGACCAGCCCUGUUUCUUCCAACCAUGUCGGCCCCCUUCAGUGACGCCCCUCGUGACUUAAACAUGAUGUGCAAGGUGAUCACUUCCAGAUUCACAUCUGGACAAGUUUCUCAACCUCUGGGGACCUCGGUAUAUCCUCCUGCAGGGUCGGGUGGGGGCAGAGGGUAGGACAUGAUGUUUCUCAGCCCGCUGCUCACCCCGCAGGCCUGUGGAGCCCAGUUCCCCUUCCAGGCGUGGCCACAGCUCUCUGAGCCUCGGCUUCCUGCUGGGGCGUUCUAGGCCACAACCCACACUAUCAGCAUUUCCUUCCCUACAGAGGACCUGGACCCCAGCUCUGCCCUGUCAGAUGCAGACAUGGUGCCUCUGCUGCUGCUGCCCCUGCUGUGGGGAGGGUCCCUGCAGGAGAAGUCAGGGUACGAGCUCAGACUGAAGGAAUCGGUGAGAGUACAGAAGGGUCUGUGUGUCCACGUGCCCUGCUCCUUCUCCUACCCCUGGACUUCGUGGUAUUCCUCUGCUGUACUCUACAUCUACUGGUACCGGAGUAGGGACAACAUACAACGCGAUUAUCCUGUGGCCUCAAACAACCCACAUAAACCAGCGAGGACUGAGACUGCCAACCGAUUCCGCCUCCUUGAGGACCCCACGACCAACAGCUGUUCCCUGAACAUCAGCAAUGCCAAGAGGAGCGACACAGGAAGCUACUUCUUCCGAGUGGAGAGAGGAUAUGAUGUGAAAUAUAGUUACACAGAUAAAAAGUUGCAUUUGCAGGCACCACCUCUCUCCUUCUCUGCCCUCACAGAGGAACCCGACAUCCACGUUCCGGAGCGUCUGGAGUCUGGCCGCCCCACACGCGUGACCUGCAACCUGCCAGGGUCCUGCGAAGGGGGAAGACCUCUGACCUUCUCCUGGGUGGGGGCCGCUCUUGACUCGCUGAGCCCCCAGGCCCUUCGCUCCUCGGUGCUAAACCUCACCCUGAGGCCCCAGGACCACGGCACCAACCUCACCUGUCAGGUGAAACAGGAAGGAUAUACAGUGAUUACGGAGAGAACCAUCCUGCUCAAUGUGUCCUAUGCCCCACGGAACCUCACCAUACGCAUCUUCAGAAAUGUCACAGCCUUCGAGAUUCUGCAAACCACUUCGCCCCUUCCCAUACUGGAGGGCCAGGCUCUGUGGCUGCUCUGUGCUGCUGACAGCAACCCCCCUGCAGAACUGAGCUGGUUCCGGGGGUCCCCAGCCCUGAACACCACCCCCAUCUCCAGCACCGGGAUCCUGGAGCUGCGUCAAGUGGGAAGUGAAGAAGGAGAGUUCACCUGCCAUGCUUGGAACCUGCUGGGCUCCCAGUAUGUCUCUCUGAGCCUCCCUGUGCACUACCCCCCACAGCUGCUGGGACCCUCCUGCUCCUGGGAGGAGGAGGGUCUGCACUGCAGCUGCUCCUCCCGAGCCCAGCCGGCCCCCUCCGUGCGCUGGCAGCUGGGGGAGAGGCUGCUGGAGGGGAACUUCAGCAACACCUCCUUCAAGGUCACCUUCAACUCAGAGGGUCCCUGGGCCAACAGCUCCCUGAGCCUCAGCGAGGGGCUCAGCUCCAGCCUCAGACUCAGCUGCGAGGCUGGGAAUGUCCACGGGGCCCAGAGCGCCACUGUCCUGCUGCUGCCAGGGAAGUCAGUGUCCCUGGCGGGAGUGGUUCCUGGGGCUCUUGGAGGCGCUGGUGCCAUGGCCCUGCUGUCCCUAUGCUCGUGUCUCAUCUUCUUUUGCAUAGUGAAAGCCCGCAGGAAACAAGCGUCCAGGAGACUAAAGGGCAUGGAUGAUGAAGACGCUGUCAUGGGUACCAUCGCCUUGGGUUCAAAGCAAAAGUGCCAGCCAGAGAGCCCCCCAGAGCAAGCGCUACCUGCCGGGGGUGUCCCUUCCUCAGGGGAGCAACAGGAGGAGCUCCACUAUGCAAACCUCAGCUUUCACGGGGUACAGUUGCGGGAACCUCAGGACCCGGCGGCCGCCAGCACCUGCGAGUACUCAGAGAUCAAUACGACAAGAUGAGGACCCACCCAGAGCUCAGUCUUGGCCGCAGGGAUCACAGCCCCUCUCAGGGAAAGAAAUCAGGGACGAAUUGUGGUCGCAUGAGGAGCCCCUGUGGCAACAUUAACAGACAGGUGACAGGCCUAGAAAGACUUGGGCUCCACUGCAGGCUUUAGCGCUUCCUAAGGCCUAGUUAUCAAGCGAUUCCCUGUUUUCCUCUGUUCCUCAGUUGCCCGUUCUGUACAUCAGAUAUCACGCAGCCUCCUGCGAGGGUGGUUGUGAGCAUUAAAGAAAUUAACACAGAAAUCAA